ACAGACACACACACACACACACAACAGCAGCAACCCAGCAACCCAGCAGGAUGAAUCUGACGUGCUUGCCAUGAGAUAGUGAGUCACGUAGUCGGAGCUCGUUUUUUCCGAGUUCCCAGUUGUCGUUAAGGCGUGAGACAGUGAGUCAAGUAGAACCAGUUUCACUUUCAUACACAACUCGAGACGAGACAGAACUUCAUCGGAAUACUAACUUCUUGAAACUCACAGAACCAUGAGUCCCAGAAAGACAAACAAAAAUGGCUCUCACACUGACAGCUCAGCCUUAAAGAGCCCACCAAAACAAAGGCAUAUCAACAAAGGUUCCAUCCUAAAUCCCUCUAAUGGCUCAGGGGACUCAGGAACCAGCAGAGCGACGGCCAGCCAGGCCAGGGAAGCAGGAGCAAACACAGACAUGCGUUAUGCCAAGAAGAACAUCCCUACUGUCAGAUAUCAUCUUGACAUCGCACAGAAGAGACCUGAGGCCCAUCAGCAUAGUCAUAGCCCUGACAAGAGCAGUCAGGUCAGGGGUAAGCCUGUGGUCUCUCCCCCCAGGACCAAUCAGGAUCAAAUAAAAUCUAUUAAAAUCAGCAGAGCCACAGCUAGCCAGGCCAGGGGAGCAGGAGAAAAGACCACAGACACACGUUACGCCAAAAGGAACAUCCCUACUGUCAGAUAUCAUCCUGACAUCGCAGAGAAGAGAGCUGAGGCCCAUCAGCAUAGUCAUAGCCCUGACACGAGCAGUCAGGUCAGGGGUAAGCCUGUGGUCUCUCCCCCCAGGACCAACCAAAUUGGGGGGAGCUCCAUGGUCUCUCCCCUCAGGCCCAAAGCACUGCCCCUGGGGUUAUGUCAGAAAGAAGAGGUGGAGGCGGUGGAGCUCCAGACCCGGGGCCAGAGAGAGAACCCCAGCUGGUUCUCCUGGCGUCAGAACCGAAUCACAGCGUCGGUCGCUCACCGAAUCGCCCAUAGCCGCUUCGUUACUGGCCAGAGCACGACCCCACCGGCUUCCUACCUGGCCGCCAUCACAGGCCGCGGCACCAACGUCAAGACCCGCGCCAUGACCUGGGGCAUUGAGCGGGAAGCCGAGGCCGUGCGGAGAUAUCAGAGCCUGAAGAGCAAGGCCCUGGGCCGGGCGGUGAGGGUGCAGGAGUGUGGCUUGUUCAUCGACCCCCAGCGCCCCUGGCUAGCAGGCAGUCCUGAUGGCAUCGUAGAGGACCAAAGGACCGGCCAAUGGCUGCUCUGCCUAGAGGUCAAGUGUCCCUACAAGCACCGUCAGAACACUGUAGCCCAGGCCUGUAGAGAGGACCCAGCCUUCUGCCUGACAAUACAGGACCAGGGGGAGGAGGGGGGACAGGUGAGGUACCAUCUGAAGCCAGACCACAGCUAUUUCACCCAGAUCCAGUGCCAGCUGGCGGUGACAGGGUUAACCCAGGCUGACCUAGUGGUGUUCACCCUGAAGGAAACAGCCAUCGUCCCUGUGACCUUUGACCCUGUGUUCUGGGACGAAACCCUGGCCAAGCUGGAGAUGUUCUACACCGAUGCUGUCCUGCCCUACAUCAGAGACAUACUAGAUAUGAGGCCGGAGGAGUAGCUAGCAUGCCUGGACACUGUGGUAGAACCAUGUGGCUAGCUUGUUCAGGAUGAGACUAGCUUGUUCAGGAUGUCAGAUAUGGAAGUCCCGAGACAAACUGUAGUUGUGUCUGUGGUAAAGGACUGGUCUGGGUUGUGUCUGUGGUAAAGGACUGGUCUGGGUUGUGUCUGUGGUAAAGGACUGGUCUGGGUUGUGUCUGUGGUAAAAGGCUAUGGCGACUGCAGGUUUAGAGAUUUUAACCUAUUACUUUACUGUCAAAUAUUUGAAUGUAAAUAAACCAUGCCUGCCUUACGACAUCUCAGAUACCUGGAGCUGAUUUCAUGUGAGCAGAGAUCAACCUAUUACUGAACAAAAAUAUAAACACAACAUGCAACAAUUUUAAUUAUUUUACUGAUUUCAAAGAAGGAAAUCUGUCAAUUUAAAUAAAUGAUUAGGGCCAAAUCUAUGGAUUUAACAUGACUGGGCAGGGGCACUGCUAUAGGUGGGCAUAGACCCACCCACUUGGGAGCCAGGUCUACCCACUGGGCUGGCGUGGUUACACAUGGUCUGCAGUUGAGGCCAGUUGGACAUACUGCCAAAUUAUCUAAAAUGACUUUGGAGGCAGCUUAUGGUAGAUAAAUGAACAUUAAUCUCUCUGGCAACAGCUCUGGUGGACAUUCCUGCAGUCAGCAUGCCAACUGCACGCUUCCUCAAAACUUGAGACAUCUAUGACAUUGUGUUGUGUGACAAACCUCAGUGUGGUCUUUUAUUGUCCCCAGCACCUAGUGCACCUGUGUAAUGAUAAUGCUGUUUAAUCAGUUUCUUGAUAUGCCACACCUUUCAGGUGGAUGGAUUAUCUUGGCAAAGGAGAAAUGCUCACCAACAGGGAUAUGAACAAAUUCAAGAGAAAUAAGCUUUUUGUGCAUAUGGAAAGCUUCUGGGAUAUUUUAUUGAAUCUCAUGAAAACACUUUACAUGUUGCAUUUAUAUUUUUGUUCAGUAUAUAUGAUCAACAGUAGUGUGGCAGCUGACAGGAAGUUGUGCUGGAGAUCAGUUGUUUAAAUAGGCACGAAGAAUACUUGUUUAAUAAUGGUGAUGAUUUUUACAUUUAUUUAACCUUUAUUGAACUAGGCAAGUCAGUUAAGAACAAAUUCUUAAUUUACAAUAACAGCCUACCCCGGACAACACUGGGCCAAUUGUGCCACCCUAUGGGACUCCCAAUCACAGCUGGAUGUGAUGCAGCCUGGAUUCGAACCAGGGACUGCAGUGAUGCCUCUUGCACUGAUAUGCAGUGCCUUAGACUGCUGCGCCACUCAGGAGCCGUGC
This is a messenger RNA of Oncorhynchus keta (chum salmon), 2892 nucleotides long. RefSeq lists its product as uncharacterized. The transcript has 4 exons. The record is from RefSeq and is a predicted model, not a curated record. NCBI's taxonomy places the organism in Eukaryota, Metazoa, Chordata, Actinopteri, Salmoniformes, Salmonidae. Bases 233 to 1588 code for a protein of 451 amino acids.